Schistosoma intercalatum is the source of this 2307-nucleotide messenger RNA. Lineage: Eukaryota; Metazoa; Platyhelminthes; Trematoda; Strigeidida; Schistosomatidae. The record is from the annotation of a GenBank genome assembly.
AUGAGCGCGAAGUCGAACGGUUCUGUAUUACUUGUUGGAGCUGGUGGUAUCGGGUGUGAGCUGUUGAAGAAUUUAGUUUAUAAUGGAUUCAAUGACAUAACGAUUGUAGACCUUGACACCAUCGAUGUAAGCAACUUAAACAGACAAUUCCUGUUCAGUAAGAAGCAUGUUGGGCGUUCAAAAGCAGAAACUGCCAGGGACAAUGUAUUGGAAUUUAAACCAACCGCUCAUAUUGUUGCUUAUCACAAAAGUAUCUUCAGCUCGUCAUUCGACUCUGAAUUCUUCGGAAAGUUUGCCGUUGUUUUUAACGCUUUAGAUAAUCUUGCUGCAAGGAAACAUGUGAAUCGUAUGUGUAUAUCGGCAAAGAUUCCCUUAAUUGAGUCCGGCACAGCUGGUUACUUGGGACAAGUCGAGCCGUUAAUUCCCGUAGUUGAAACGAGUGAAUCGGAGGCCACCAACACAGAAGCGAAUCAAGCGACAACCUAUCGUACAGGAUGUUAUGAAUGUCAACCUCGUGGAUUAGGUCAGCGUCACUAUCCAGCCUGCACCAUACGUAACACUCCAUCUGAGCCAAUUCAUUGUGUUGUUUGGGCAAAGUAUUUAUUCAAUCAGUUAUUUGGUCAACCUGAUGUGGAUGAUGAAGAUAUCUCUCCGGAUUUCACCGAUCCAAGUCUGCAUAACCAUGAUCGUAAUCAGAUUAAUGAUGAGUUGUUGCCGGCUAAAAACGAUCUUAUUAAUAAAUCUGAUGAUGUGUUAAAUACAGAUGGUACAGCGAUUGGAAAUUCAGUUAAACCUGAUCAGAUUAGUUUAAGAGAAUGGUUUCACAUUCUGUGGUCUAGUAAUGAAAAUGACCAGUCUAAUUUAGAAAAUGGUAAUAUUUCAUCUGGUGCCAUUUCACUAUCUUGGAGAUUAUUUCAUCAUGAUAUUGUCACAUUGGUUAGUAUGCGUGAUUUAUGGGUCGACCGUCAAGAUCGUCGAGAACCGAGUCCUUUGGAAAAGACUACAAUGAAAGAUGCAUUAGGAAAAUAUUCAGAUGAAUUAUUGGAUUCAACAUGUGUCAGUGAAUUACGUGAUCAGCGGAAACUAUCUACAUCGGGUUGGCUUCGUAUAUUCUUAAAAUCAGUUGAUAAACUACAGAAACAAGUAGAAGAUGGUGGAGGUGACAAAUACUUAGUAUGGGAUAAGGAUGACUCGGAAGCUAUGGAUUUUGUCGCCUCAGCAUCAAUUAUUCGAUCACAGUUAUUUCAUUUACCUGGUGCUGAUCAGUUAACCAGAUUUAUUAUUAAAUCUUUAGCUGGGAAUAUCAUACCGGCCGUAGCAUCAACAAAUGCCAUCGUCGCUGGUCUUAUGGUACUACAAGCUAGACAUAUUUUAUCUAAAAAGUUUGAGCGUAUUCGUACUGUUUACAUACAUCGUCGACCAACUGGUCGACGUGGCAAUCGUCGUCUUGUAGUCCCUGUUGAACCAGCACUACCGAAUCCAUCUUGUUUAGUGUGUAGUGAUUCUGUUAGAAAUUCUCAACUGCAUUUACUCUGUGCACCGGAAUUAUUAACAUUGCGUAUUCUACGUGAUCGUAUCUUGGUACGACAUUUAGGUAUGCUUGCUCCAGAUGUCGAGGUACCUGAUCGUGGCAUUAUACUAAUAUCAAGUGAAGAAGAUGAAACAGAUGAAGAGACGUUAAAUAAAACAUUAGCUGACUUUAAAUUAACACAUGGAACUUGUUUACAAUGUGAUGAUUUUCGUCAAGAUUUUACCAUUCAACUUAUUUUAUCAUGUAUUAGUGUAGAAUUGGCUAAUGCAUUACCUAAUCCGUCUGAUUCAUCAACAUCAACGUCAACAUUAAACUUUAAUAUCGAUAGUCGUUUAACAGAGCAAUUUAAUAAUGAAGAACAACAAUCUGAAAUAUGGAGAAUUGUAGGUGAUAUCAAUUCCAUUUUAUCAAAUUCAAAAGAUAAUACAGUAUCAGAAAAGAAUGCUGAAAUAGAGAACAAUGAAAAUACAGAUAAAUUUGUUCACAACAAUAAUGUUGAUACAGAGGAUGAUUUAGUUGAAAUUACUGAAGAAUCUAUGACUACUUUAAAUCAAGAUUUGGAAAAUGGUGUUAAUAAUAAUACUAGUAUUAAUAGUAAUAGUAAUAAACGUAAAUUUCUCGACACAAUCAGUUGUGAUGAUCAAGACAAUAUGAAUAGAAUCAAAGAGAAGAAAUUACGAUUUGAUAAAGAAUUGACAACAUUAUCAUCACCUAUUAUUGUACCAGUUGCUGACGACGAUGAUGGUGAUGAUGAUGAUUUAAUCAUUAUUGAAUGA